AUGGAUGAAUACAUAGAAAUCAUUGAUUAAAUAUCAGCUGAAAGAUCAAUUCAAAUGUUAAAAUCACAAAAGAAACCUAAAUUCAAAAUUAAUCGUGUACCAGAAGAACUGAGAUCAAUUCCUAUUUAUUUAGAUAUAGAAUAUUAGAAUUAUAUUUUUAGAGAUCAAUUUCAUUGGAAUUUGAAUGACUAUCAUGUUAGUCCCUAAGAGUUUGUUGAAGCAUUAGUAGCUAAAUUAGGUUUUGGUAAUUCUAAAUAAAUGCAUUAACAAUUACUAUUUUAAAUAAUGGAGUAAUAUGCAAAUAUAAUAAUUUAUUAGGUAUAUAGAAAAACACAGUGUACAUAUGCCUGAAGAUUUGAUAUAAACUUAAAAGAAAUAAUUGUCAGAAAAGAAGAAAAACAAUUAAAUAAGUUAAAGAGCUAGUAGAACAUAAAUAACUAGAUUAUCUUAUGGUUAAAAUAAAGUAAAUUUAUUAAAUUCUUAUUCUAAAGAAAUGUAUAUAUUGUGAGUUUCUAAAUGUUCAAAGUGGAUUAUAUUGUAAAAAGUGUAGAAUUCCAUUUAUUGUUCUUGAUAAUGUAAAUCCAACUGAACCAAUUACUAAAGCUUGUUUUUUAUUUUAUGAAGUUGUUAUAAACAGAACAAUUUCACCUAUUGAACCUAGAAGAUUGAUAAAGGAGGACUUUACAUCACUAUAUAGUCUAAAAAAUAAAUUAAUUGAUUUAUCAGGAGAACAAGAUGUAAUAGAUGAAGUUUUUCAAGAGUUUAUGAAAAACAGAGAUAAUUUAGAUUAGGCAGAUUUUAUAACAUCUUUGAAAGCUCCAAAAGCUAAAUAGAAAAAGAGAUAAGUGAAAAAGGGAGAAUGUGAAGAAGAACCUGAAGAAGAGAGUCAAUAGGAGAAUCAAGAAUAAGAAGAUGAAGAAGAAGAUGAUGAUGAAGAUGAGGAUUAAGAAAAGAAUUAAGAUGAAAAUUAAGAUGAUGAAGAGAAGAGUUAAUAAUCAGAAAAAUAGUCUUUUGACUCAUCAUCAGAAUCAUCUUCUCCUUAAUAAAGAAUCAGUACCAGAAGAAGAGCUAAAGAAGAAAUACUAAGGAGAUCUGUAAGAAAGAGAAAGUGA
Molecule: messenger RNA, 1112 nt
Organism: Paramecium pentaurelia
Lineage: Eukaryota; Ciliophora; Oligohymenophorea; Peniculida; Parameciidae
Source: the annotation of a GenBank genome assembly